This is a messenger RNA of Nylanderia fulva, 7355 nucleotides long. It is a transcript of the gene E(Pc), whose product is annotated as Enhancer of Polycomb. Gene Ontology annotation, biological process: regulation of transcription by RNA polymerase II. Gene Ontology annotation, cellular component: NuA4 histone acetyltransferase complex. NCBI's taxonomy places the organism in Eukaryota, Metazoa, Arthropoda, Insecta, Hymenoptera, Formicidae. The record is from RefSeq and is a predicted model, not a curated record.
AGUGGUGGGAGAGGAGCGUAAUGGCAGCGGGAAACGACACGUGCUCGUCGUGAGGGGGUACGAGGGGAAAAUUAGGAUUAGAAAUCGAAGAUUCCCGGACAAAUAAAAUAAGCGUGCGAAUACGAGAGAGAGAUAGAAGAGGAACAAGUACGAUAAAAAUUCAAAGUUGAAAGUUGGUUUUCCAAGGGAAAUGACGUCUGGUAAAUGCGAAGGCUUCCGGUGAGAACCGGGCUGCAUUUGUCCAAAAAGCAAAGACACGUCUCGGUGGGCGAGAAAUAAAUCGGCCCGAUCGAGUCGAGGCGCAAGGCACCGCGGCAAGGCAAGGCACCAAUAGGCUUGCGCGGGCUUCGCUCUUGGGCGCCGCGCCGCCGACGACGACGACGACGACGCCGCCGCCGCCGCCGCCGCCUCGCCGCGCCGAUUCCCGCGCGACUCACGUCGGCUCGCCGAACUGCACGGCGGCGGCCGAACGUGUUAAAUGGCUGUGCGUCGGCCAUGAUGGCUUUGAGCAGGGACCGUGUCACGCAAACAUGUUUUCGAAGUGAUAUAUCUCGUUUGGUGACUGAGUGACCGUGUUCGAGCGCGAUGGCCGGGGAACGAUGAGGCCCUGAGCGCUCUCCGUGCCGGGUAAUUCGGCCCCCAGGGGCCUCCCCCAGCCAGGCCUGAAUAGGCCAAGAGGUUCCACGGCGUUCCGCGCGAGUCGUCCCCCCUCAGCCGACCCGACUGGCCUCACCACGGUUCGCGACCAGCCAUCCUUGGUUGUCAACACGCGCGAGAGCGCCAGCCGCCCUCAGCGAUGAGCAAGCUGUCGUUCAGGGCGCGCGCCCUGGACGCCUCCAAGCCCAUGCCGAUCUACAUGGCCGAGGAGCUGCCGGAUCUGCCAGAUUAUUCGGCCAUUAACCGCGCGGUGCCCCAAAUGCCCAGCGGCAUGGAAAAGGAGGAGGAAUGCGAACAUCAUCUUCAAAGAGCAAUAUGCACAGGUCUAAUUAUUCCUACUCCUGAAGUAACCGAUCUGGCAGAUGUGGAAGCUUAUGACAAGAUAUAUCCUGCUGAUUAUAAGCUGCCUCGCCAAUUAAUACACAUGCAACCCUUUGCAAUGGAACAAGAUAUACCUGAUUAUGAUAUGGAUUCGGAAGAUGAAAAAUGGGUUGCGGUACAAAGUCGCAAGAUGGAUUUGACUCCUCUCCAAUUUGAAGAGAUGAUGGAUCGUUUGGAAAAGAGUUCAGGACAAACUGUAGUUACCCUCAGUGAAGCCAAGGCACUUUUAAAAGAGGAUGAUGAUUUAAUUAUCGCGGUUUUCGAUUAUUGGCUCAAUAAACGUCUUAAAACUCAACAUCCACUGUUAUUAACAGUUAAAACGGAGAAUCGAUUCGGUUCGGCUGCCAACAAUCCAUAUCUCGCGUUUAGACGACGUACGGAAAAAAUGCAAACUCGCAAGAAUCGGAAGAACGAUGAGACAAGCUAUGAGAAAAUGUUAAAACUCCGUAGGGAUCUUAGUAGGGCCGUCACGCUUUUGGAGAUGGUGAAACGCAGAGAAAAGACGAAACGAGAACAUUUGCAUCUUACAAUUGAGAUUUACGAGAAACGGUAUCAAGCACAAGAUUUCAAUGGACAAAUAUUAGCAGAAGUGUCCGCAUUAAAGGCACCGAGACCAGCGUUUGCUCCACUCUUUACUAAUCAGUUUGGUGUUCAUCAAAAUUGGACAAACAAAGUCUGUAGUAAAGACGAGGCAGUACCCAGGAAAGAAAAGCGGCAAUAUAAGAAACGGAAACAUAAAACAGACAAUAGGACAGGAAAUUUGGAGGAAACCAGUGUUCGUAGCGGUACGGGUAGCGGUGGCGGUCGAGGAAAUCGUCCAGUUCUCGGAGGCGGGCUGGACCCGCUCAUCAGCUCGGAUGAAGAUAGUCCGCUUCCAUCUCAUUCACACUCCCAACCCUCGUUAUCCUCCGACCGCGACGACGAAGACACCGUAGAUGAAGGUCAAUUCACGUUUCGUCGAAAUAGGAAUUGCACUUAUUUACCGCCUGUAUCAGGUGGUUUUGGAAAUUGGCCUUGGUGUGAUAAAAGCGAAGGCGGUUUGGCUGAUAAAAAGUACAGGUUUGCACUGACCAGCAUUAGCAAACCAGUGCCAAGGUGUAUCGGCCUUGCACGACGGAGGAUUGGUCGAGGUGGCAGAGUAAUACUAGACCGUUGUACUGUCGAUAUGGACGACAUGUGGUCUUCUUUAGACUUUACGAUACACGAUUCCAAGCGCGAGCUAGUGGAUUCAAACGCGACUGCCACAGCGACGACUACCGUUAAAAAAGAGUGGUUACAUUUUCGACCAAAGACUCCGCCUGUGUCGGUGCAUAGUCCAAACGAGGAAAGUAGCGACGACACGGAUUCGGAUGUAGAGCCAAUGGUGUCUCGAUCCAAGCUUCCAUACCCGUUCCCGCCCGAGGCGACGUCCAUAUGCAUCGAGGUGGAGCCGGAGCGCGCAGGUGACGAGUCACCGUUCACAUCAGAAUUUAACAUCGCAGAUUACUUCCCGACUGAUGCCGUGUCGGACUUUGAAUUCGCGGUAGCGAACCUCAAUAAUACGGGUAGCACCAGCGGUCUGUCGGACAAUAGUGGCAUGAAAGACUCGCGGACAGACGACGAGCUGGGCAGCUCGCACUUUGUGGUGACACCGCUCACGAGUAAUCUGUUUGCGCCGCCCGCGACGACGACGACGACGACGACGACGCAGCAGCAGCAGCAGCAGCAGGCUCGGCCUCCUCAGUGCAGUGGUGGCAGUUUCAGUGGUGGUUCUAGUGUUGUAAAUACUUGUACGAGUUCUUCUUCGUCGAUUCCUCCGUUGUCCUCCGUUAUUGUCACGUGUACGACUAAUCAAGCCGCUGUAACAUCGAGUACAGUGUCCACGCAGUGCACCAAUGUUGGCAUAGGUGCUACAAUCGACACACAGUCGAAUCAUCAUCAGCCCAACAAGCAACAACACAGACAAUUGCCCAACAACAGCAAUGCUGCCUCCAUUCUAUCGAAAUCCUUGACUAGUCCAACAAAUAAUAGGAAUGGCAGCAAUUGCGGCGUUGGCAGUGGUAGUGGUAAUAAUAGUGGUGGUGGUGGUGGUGGUGGUGGUAGUGGCGGUGGUAGUGCGAACAUUAGAGUGUUCAGUGCGAGCACUACAUGCAGUGGCGGCGGCAGUAGUAGUGGUAAUGGUAAUGGUGGUAGUGUCACAAACUUUGGCAAUAGCCACCAGAACGGUCCACUGCCGCAUAUAAACAACUCAAACAACCUGACAAACAGCACCCACGUCGUGAAUAAUCAACAGUCCACGUUAGUUCUGCCACAGAAGCAUCCGCCGUCCAAUUUGCUACCUGGCCUGAUAGCGCAAAGUAAAUUGGCCAGUCUCGCGAGGCAGCAGCAGCAGCAACAGACGCAGAAUCAGGCGCAACAGGUCCCAACGUCCGGGGAAAUUACGCUUAAUAGUAAUAGUGAAAGUUUGGAUAUGGAGGUGGAUGGAGUGGACAAUUCGCCGUGCGACAGCAAGCCGCAGCAGCAGCAGCUCGUACGGGCGAACAAAACAAAUUCACUGGCGAUGGAAGUGACAUGAUGCCUGCUAUCGGCACCCCUGUUGCCGCCAAUACGUCACUGGGGGCUUCGUUAAAUUCUCUUACCUUGCCUAUGUCUGCCUCGGGCGAGAGAUGGAACGUGUACUGAUGGUAUACUGCGUUACGUGUUGAUGCGAAAGAGCGAUACGGCUAGGUACAAUUGCAAAACUGCUCCUUCGAUCAGUUGCUUUAUUGUGCGGCGAUGCAAAUCAACGGUAGCGUGGAUUCUGAUGCAAGUAUCAAGUUUCUUUUACUUCUGUCUUCAUUGAGAGAGGGACUGUAAUCGAUCCGUACUCUUCAAAUUUUCUUUUUCCUUGCUCAUUGAACGAUAUGAUAUCGCCAUUAACGAUUGCUAAAGAUGACCAUGAUAGCCAUGUAAAAAAAAUGUUGCCAUUGUUCCUGUAGAUACAAGAUUCCGAAGUUGAUGUAUCCAAUUGCCCAAAAUUAGCACUUGAUAUUUUUAGUAAUAGUGCUCGUUUUCUUUGUAUCGUAUAAAAAAAUAGAGGGCAAUAUAUAUAUGUAGUCAGUGGAUAAAUUGCAUUCCUGGCUCACGAAGGAUACAUAUUAAUUGUAGCAAAGUUUUAAAAUUAUGUAUAUAAUUAAGUUUCUCUUCAAAAUAUAACGUGCAAUAUACUGUUUUGUUUUUAGUCUGCAAUAGUCUCAUUCGUUCAAUGCAAGGAAAACUAAUCAGAAAUAUGAAAUGCUAUUAUAUGUCUAGAUUAUUGAAAUCUCUUAUUUAUCAUCUUUAAUGACACAAAAUAAUUGGGUGGGUGCAUACAGCAAGCUUUCUCAGACACAGCAUUAAUUAUUGGAUUAUCGAAAUUCCGUAAAAAAAACUCUUUUAACUCUACAUCUAUUGUAACAUCCGUCAUUCAAGAUAUACGCUCAAGAAUAUAGAGGCUUUGCGUUUUAUCAUUUAUAUUGAUCAAUAAUUAUUUUAAUUUUAUUUUGUUUUAUUAUGAUAAUUGAUCAAUAAUUAUUUUAAUUUCCCUAAAAAAUCGGGUAAAAAAGUAUUUAGAAAUGAUUUACGCCAUAAAUUUCUUUAAAACAAUAUAUAAAAAAUAAAUUCAAUAAGCGCUACGUUAACAAUGGCGGGGAUUAUUAUAGUAAUCUGCUCUUGUAAGUACAAUAGUAUGCUCGAAUUACUUCUCAUCGCUUUCCAGAUAAAUGACAUUAUACAGAAAACGAAAAAUAGAUUAAUUAAUUUCUUACAAAAGUGUACGAUUUUUCUCAAUACUGUAUAUAUAUAGAUUUGGUUCGAAUAUUAUAUGACUUUAUAUAGAGUAAUGCUAUUUCCUUAUAUAUACAUAUAUAUAAAUAUAUACAUAUAUGAUACUAUGUUAAAGGCUUCCAGGCUGUGAAAUAUCGAAGCUAUUGUUAUCAAUGAAUCUUUGAUAGCAUUAAGUCAUUAUAAUCGUAAAAGGACUUUCUUUUUUUCUCUUUCUCCAGUAAUCGCCAAAACGUACAUUUUGAUACGUGCAUAUCCGUCGCCUACAUAUUAUAUAUGCGACUGAUAUGCGAUUAUAGGGUGUAAUUUUAUAAUGUUGCGUUUGGAAAAGCUUGUAUCACAGGAUUUGUGUGCGGAGAGAUCAUUAGAAUACUGUAUUAGAAUCUACAAAGCUCACAUUGGGGCAAUGUAUAAGAACACUUACGUCUUUCACAUUAGUGACUGAAACUCUACCACUAUCGAUAUUAGAGAUAUUGAAAUACUGAAGUACUUCAAGCAAAAGUCCUUGACAAAGUAAAUAUAUAAACGAUUAAAUUUCAUUGCCUUUAAAGAUAGAUUUCUUAAUGUAACUUCAUAUAUAUCUGUUCUACACGCGAUUCAAUUAAUUCCGGAUUUCUUUUUUAAUUUCUCGAAUGUGUGUGAAUUUAAAGGAAAUGAGAACGAAGCUAAAGCUUUAUUAUGAUAUUCUGCACCAUCUCAUUCUACUACAUUUUUAUCUGCCGUCUCACAGACUCGAUAACAUUUUACUGUUAGAUAAAUGUAAACUGCUCGAAAGCUGUUCGAUAUUCGUUCUUAUUUAUAGAAUAGAAUUACUUACUAGAACUCGGAUGUGAAAUAUCGAAAUUCAAGUUCGUGUAAGUCUUGUUGUGCACGUUACGUACAGACUUGGAAAAUUCGAGCAUAUACGAAUAAAAUUCAGACGUGCCAUCAUUAAAUCUCUAUUCGGACAAACAUUUCAACAGUUAUCCUGCCUGAAAAGGCAACGUCAAAUUAUAUGAGUGACAUUCGUUCUUUCAUCGGCAUGCAUAUUAUUGGUUGCAAAGUAAAAAAAUGGUAGAAUUUAUUGAUACAACUGAACAAAUUAUCUUGGAUAUACUUAAAAGCAAAUAUUUGCAAUUAAUUCGAUCAAAACAUAUUGUCGUUUCACAUUUAAUCACACGUCGUUCUUUCAGAUUAAAAAAAAUAUAUAUAUAAAACGCUUUCGCGAAGAUAAACCUCAAUUCAUUAUCUUGGAAAAAGACCAAUAAUCAAUAUGUUAUAGUGUCUCUUGGAUUUUCACGUGUAAUAUACGCUCUCUUCCUCCCUUUAAUCUUUCUAUAUGCCGUCAUCUCCCCUUCUGCUACUUCAUCAUAAUACAAAAAUUGUAAGAAAAUGCGUAAAAAAAAGAAACAUAGAAACGAGAGAAUAUCUUUACCGAUCAAAUUGACAAUAUAUUGACUGUACAUUUUUCUUUGAAUGUGCGUUACAUUCUAAAAUCUUUUUGAAUUUAUAUUUUUUUCAAAAUCGAAAGAUCGGAAAGUGAUUUUUAUUUCGUCGAGAUACUUUUAUUCCAUAUUCUUCUUUAACACAUUGAUAGUUGUACUUUUUUUGUUACUGUAAGCAGAAUAGCUGCGUACAGAAAUUCGAGAUUGCGCAGAGAGAGAGAAAGAGAGCUCUUAAUUGUUAUUUGUUAAACGUUAAAACAGGCACUGAUCAUUGAGUAAUUACCGAUAUAAAAUGGAAUUUCUGAUUUAUUCGUGAAUGUUUAUUUCAAAGAACUUGUCGCAUUUAGCGAGUAAUGAAAUAGAUUUUUGUGUCGCCAGCCGUAACGCGAGAAACGGGGGGAUGGGGGAUAUAAAAAUGAUAUGAUGCGAAUGUGUUACAAAUUGUGUAAAAAAAAGAGGGAAAAGAGGAAAAAGAAGAAGGCAGACUUCUCGAAAUCGUAAUAAAAUAAAACAAAAAAAGGAUAUAUUGUACAUAUAAAAAUAAUUACGCUUAUUGUAUCUCUUAUUUUUAGGUAAUUAACUAAAUAAUUGUAAUAAAAAAAAUGUUGUUGUGGUAGGCGCACAGCGAAACGUGUACGAAAAUUUAUGAAUUCAAGACGAUUUUAGAAGAGAGGAAUAAUAAAGAAAUUUUAUCCUGGAUAGGACUUAUUAUUUUGUUAAGAUCUUCACACACACAUACACACAUAUUUUCGCCUGUAUAUUAUCUAACAUUUUUGUGAAAUCCGUUUUUUCUGACACAUAUAUUUGUACAUACUCUUUAGAUAUAUUUCAUUAUUUCUCUCGUUUUUCUCAGAUUCACUGUUGCGCGCGAAGCCGUAUCCUCCAUUCUCUCCACUUUGUUCGCUCGUAUUCGUAUAGCGUUUAGCUUUUAUAAACGUUAUUUGCUCGUCAUAAACCGCAUAUACGUAUACACAUACAAACACACAUACACACACACACACACAUACAUGCACAGAGUAUAUACUGCGUAUAUAUGCUGCUAUCGAGAUUUUUAGCGAAGCCUUAAAAAAAAAAAGAAAAAGCGAUAACUCUUCCGCCAAAUGAUUUUGAGAA